UUUAUUACAGAGACUAGGCUGCCUCACAAACACAAAAAAACACGAAAAAACAGCUAACGAUGGCAGACAUUCCGGAAAAAAGUGUAUACUACAAAAGGGAAAGACGAAAAUUCGCGCUGAUCACAUAUCUUCUGACCGCGAUAUUUUUGAUCGUUGCGCUGUUACAAUGGGUUCUUUUUUCCUUUGUAGGCAUAUUAAGAUUAUUUUUUACUUUACAUUAUUGGGUGAGCUGCAUUUUCUUUGGAUUGGGCCUUGUACUCCUAGUAUUUUUCAUAUUCUUCGAGGCAUUGCGUUUCAAUAAAACGGUAAAUUGGUUGUUUGCUGUGCUAAUAUUCGAAUGCAUCGUUUUGGGAAUCGCACCGUUGGUUGCUCGCCACUACAGGUAUCAAUUCCUAUUUAGCUUUCUCAUAUGGACCCUGGCUUUGGCCAUCUUUAUUCUGUGCGGUUCCUUCCUACCGCUUGAUCUGACUUUGGAUGUCGUGGUCUUAUUUGUCCUCGCUGUGGUGUCUAUUAUUGGAGCCAUAUACUUUGUGAUGCUUUACAUCGUCGCUAACGUCCCCUAUUCAUUUAUCAUUGCUCGUGCCUUCAUCGUCAUCAGCAUACUAAUGUUCGUGAUGUAUCACGCGCAGAUAAUUAACGGUGGAAGGUUUGCCGAAAUGCGCACCAAGGACUAUUUCCUGGCAGCAAUUAUAUUGUUUCUCGAUUUCCUGCUCCUCUUCCUUUUCUCGUUCCAAAUGGCGCCAAAAUGGUCUGAUUUGUGUGACAGCGAAUGGAAAAACAAUUUGGUGCUGUUCAAAGAAACAACUACGUCCCGUCCCAUUCUUUGGUGGCAUACGUGGACGUGGUCAACGGAGGAUUCCGCCUUGAAACACAGCACUGAAGAAUAUGCCCCCUAACGCCGUUAUCCAACACUACCGCCAGUUGGCGCCAAACACACAGCUGCC
Messenger RNA from Drosophila suzukii, 944 nucleotides. RefSeq names its product protein lifeguard 2. Lineage: Eukaryota; Metazoa; Arthropoda; Insecta; Diptera; Drosophilidae. The record is from RefSeq and is a predicted model, not a curated record.